AUGUGCCCACCGCGCCGCGCACGUCUUCGGCUCGCACACACUCUUCCACCUGCACUGCGACGAGUGCGACGCCUAUAUAGACAAGCCAGAGUACAUAUCCCACAAGAGCACGCGUAUGAAAAAGCCAUGCAGAAGGAGAAACAGGCGGAGAAAAUCAUCCAGAAAGCUCUGGACGUCAACCUCGCCUGGAUAGUCAGAAAUGAGUUCUGCAAACAAAGAGCUAUAGAAGAUCAGCGCCAGGCUUUAGCUGAACCUGUCGCUCUGACCAGUGAGGCCCAGAGUGGCUCACCACACCGACGAAAUGACACAACUCGAAAUAGCAGUCUCGAUAUCUAUCUGCUUGGACCGUCUACUAGUAAGGAUAUUGUCCCUGUGAAAAUUGAAAAUAUUGAAGAUGAAUAUAACGAAAAUGAGCCGGAGAACAUGGAGGGUUCUGAAUUC
Molecule: messenger RNA, 441 nt
Organism: Brenthis ino (lesser marbled fritillary)
Lineage: Eukaryota; Metazoa; Arthropoda; Insecta; Lepidoptera; Nymphalidae
Source: the annotation of a GenBank genome assembly